AUGUUCCCCUCAUCCCUCGCCUCAAACUUUCAGACAAUUCAGUGUCCUCAGCGCGGAGAAUGCAGACGCGUUUUCUGUCUCUUCUCCCACAACCAGGCACAGAAUGCCACACCGUCUCUCAAUAUUCCUCUCCAGCAACCAGUCCCAUCCACCAGCACAGCCCAGCCACCAUCUCUCGUUCCCACAAAGCGCGCUGCACCACCAUCUCCUGUCAGAAACGGUGUAGUUCCUCAGCAAGGCCCUCCUAGGAAGCUCCAGAAAGUGGCAGGCCCCCACAGGGCCUUUCCAGUACCAACUCAGGUCGCUUACACAGAGAAUGGUGUCCCACUUCUCAGAACGAGCCCUGCCCUCUCUCAGGUACCUGUUCCCGUCAGACAGACAAUGCUUAAGACUCUCUUCGAUACAUUCAAGACACUAUACGAGCACAUGCUCUCGUCCUACCCGACUCUAGCAGCAGAGCACGCGUUGAAGCAGGAAGAGGAGGUCUAUGGAAAGUCCACAAAGCAAACGUACAGAGUCGCGGUUAUCCAAUGUGUGGCUGCUUUGAAACGCCGGGAAAAACCUACAUCAAUAACCCAUCUAUCGAUUGGCACAGAGGAUGAGAUCAAAGCCAAGCGGGAAGCAGCAGAGUCGCUUUCUGCUCUUCAGCUUUCGAGACAACUGUUGGAGCCUUUCAUUCAUUCAACCGAGGACCUCAAGACCUGGGGCUAUAUCACAGAGAUCCCUGAGGGAAUUGGCGGACGAGAACCUAGUCUGGAAGGCAAGACACUCAAGUGUGAACGGUGCAGUCAACCUUUCCAGGUCAAGCGCAUGGAGGAGGCAGAUGAAUGUCGCUAUCAUUGGGGGAAACCUUUAUCGACGCGCUCUAAUGGAGAGAGGGUUCGCAUAUAUACUUGCUGUUCUAGGCCCGUCACUGAAGGCGAUGGUUGCGUUCAUGGGCCUCAUGUCUUUUAUGAAUCUGCCCCACCUGACCUCCAUGCACGACAUGCCUUUUCGUUCCUGAAACCCCCAGACCCAAAUAUACGAGCACUGGAAGUAGCAGCUAUGGACUGCGAAAUGAUCUAUACGACAGGCGGCAUGCGAGUAGCUCGUGUAUCAAUGGUUGACGGGGCAGGUAGAGAGGUCUUCGACGAGUUCAUCCGAAUGGACGAAGGCGUACAUGUGGUUGACUACAACACGCGUUUCUCGGGAGUAUCUCAGGAAAAUCACGCCACAGCAACACUAUCUCUUGCCUCGGCCAGAAAAGCACUCGAUUCAUUGAUCAAUACUGACACCAUCCUUCUUGGGCAUGCUCUGGAUAACGAUCUCAAGACUAUGAGGAUCAUCCAUCACCGGUGCAUCGACACCGCACUCCUCUUCCCUCAUCGCGCAGGACCACCGUACAGGCGUUCUUUGAAGGACUUGGUUCGAGAGAAACUUGGAAAGAUUAUUCAAGCUGGUACAGGCGAUGUCAGUGUCGGCCACUCCUCGGUGGAAGACGCAAGCGCAACGCUGGAUCUCGUCAAGUGGCAUAUUCUGAACACUCGGAAACCUUCGACGACUUCGGCAUGA
Coprinopsis cinerea okayama7#130 is the source of this 1551-nucleotide messenger RNA. Its product is annotated as Rexo1 protein. Gene Ontology annotation, cellular component: nucleus. The record is from RefSeq and is a predicted model, not a curated record. The transcript is spliced from 7 exons. Lineage: Eukaryota; Fungi; Basidiomycota; Agaricomycetes; Agaricales; Psathyrellaceae. The coding region runs from base 1 to 1551 and encodes 516 amino acids. Gene Ontology annotation, molecular function: nucleic acid binding; exonuclease activity.